AUGAUUAUUUUAGACUAUGAGAUUCCAGAUUGGAAAAUAUGUUCGAUAGUAACUGAUUAUGGAUCGAAUAUGUUAAAAGCUGUACGUAAUUUAAAUGUACCACAUGUAGCCUGUUUUGGUCAUGCCCUUAACACGGCAGUUUCACGAAUCUUUAAUAUGGACGAUAUAAAAGAUGUAGUCCAUAAGGUAAAAUUAAUACACAAUAUAUUUGCACAUAGUUGGAAGGCAGUUCGUGAAAUGGGAAAAGUCCAGGAAAAAUUUAGCUUGCCAAAUAAAAAAUUUCCAUCGUACUCAAAAACUCGUUGGUGGUCGAUGCUGGAUCUAAUUAAAGUUAUAAUUGAACAAGAACUUGGACUCACAAGUUUCCUACGAACAUAUAAAAAUGGCUGCUAUAAAAAUUUAUCUCUUCAAGAAUCCGAUAUUAUUGUGUUAAAAAACCUAAGUUCUAUUAUACAGCCUAUCAGGGAAAUCACCGAUAAUUUAGCCAGCGAUUCUUAUGUCACGGGUUCGGCUAUACUGCCAGUGAUUUCUUCACUGAAGUCAAAAUUUUCUCAAAUUACUGAACCAAAUGAAAAUUAUGAUAUGGAAAUCAACGGAAGACAAAUUAAGACCAUGUAUAAAACUAUUAUUGAGGUUCUAGAUCAACGCUAUGAAGAUAACACAUUGCUGAUUAUGUGUACCGUAUUGGAUCCGAGGUUUAAAAUCGAAUACAUUACAUAUAAUGAUGUAUCGGUUUUAAAGAAAACCGUCUGUGAAUUUUGUGAAAGUACAUACAACAGUAACGAAAGUGACAGCUGUGUCAAUAAUAGUAUUAGUCAACCGGUAUCACAAAAAAAAACUAAAACUGGACUGUCAGAAGUUCCAUUAAGCCAAAAGGUCAAAAAUGAAUUGGACUUAUACCUAAACAACCCAAUAAUUGGAUUUGAACAAGAUCCACUUGAUUGGUGGAACUUAAACAAAAGCACUUACCCUAUAAUUAAAGGUGGCUGUGUAUUAACUGAUCAUAGAGCAUCGUUGACCAACGAACAUGCCAGCCAGCUUAUUUUCUUAACAAUGAAUAAGGACUAUGUACCUAAACCAGUGUUUUAA
Acyrthosiphon pisum (pea aphid) is the source of this 1089-nucleotide messenger RNA. RefSeq lists its product as uncharacterized. The coding region runs from base 1 to 1089 and encodes 362 amino acids. Lineage: Eukaryota; Metazoa; Arthropoda; Insecta; Hemiptera; Aphididae. The transcript is spliced from 3 exons. The record is from RefSeq and is a predicted model, not a curated record.